UUCUUCACUCCCAAACAACCAUCAUUCUCGCCCCUCUCCCCCUACCCCUCGUCGUCUUCACCGAAUUCAUCUCAUCUCUCAGAUUCUCACUCUCGUUCUGGCUCAGUCUCAGCCCUUGCUAGCGCCACGCCCUUUCCUACCGACACGAAGUUACGCUGUGUUGCUUCUGUUCACUCGCCCGUCGCGGUUGCCGCGUCUUGUUCGCCAGCCUAUCGCCUCUCGUUCAGUUCUCGUCGCGGUCGCUCCAGCCUCCAAGUUCGCAAUCCCCCUUCUCGAUCCAGUAACUUGAUGGAGAGUUCUGAAGAAGAAAAGGAUGCUGUUUCUGGGAGUCAUGCUAUGCCUUUGGAACUGAGUCGUUUAGCAUCUAAUGGUACAAAAUUUGUAGAUGAAGUACUUAAUGGUCAUAAUCAACGCUGUAUGGAAAACUUUCGCAUGGAUAAACAUGUUUUUUAUAAGUUGUGUGAUAUUUUGCAAGCCAAGGGCUUAUUACGUCACACAAAUCGAAUCAAAAUUGAGGAGCAAUUGGCCAUAUUCAUGUUCAUAGUUGGUCAUAAUAUGCGGACUCGAGCUGUUCAAGAGUUAUUUCGUUAUUCUGGAGAAACUAUCAGUCGUCACUUCAACAAUGUUUUGAAUGCAAUAAUGUCAAUUUCGCUUGACUUUUUUAAGCCUCCGACCUCUGAGGUUCCUUUAGAAAUUGUUGAUGAUCCUAGGUUCUAUCCAUAUUUUAAGGAUUGUGUGGGAGCAGUUGACGGUAUACACAUGCCGGUGAUGGUUGGUGUAGAUGAGCAUGGACCUUUCCGCAAUAAGAAUGGUUUAACUUCACAACAUGUUCUGGCUGCUUGCUCGUUUGACCUCAAGUUCUAUUAUGUUUUGGCUGGUUGGGAAGGAUCUGCUUCUGAUUUACAAGUUUUUAAUUCAGCAAUCACAAGGCGGAACAGACUACAAGUUCCUGAAGGCAAGUACUACCUCGUAGACAACAAGUAUCCAAAUGUGCCAGGCUUUGUUGCUCCAUAUUCUAGUAUUCCCUACCACUCCAGAGAAUUUCCUAGUGGUUAUCAUCCUCAGGAUGAAAGAGAAUUAUUCAAUCUACGACACUCUUUGUUACGAAAUGCUAAUGAUCGAGCUUUUGAGGUACUCAAGGAACGAUUUCCUAUAUUGAUGGCUGUUCCUCCAUACCCAUUGCAAACGCAAGUGAAGCUGGUAGUGGCAGCCUGUGCAUUACACAAUUAUAUCCGCUUGGAGAAACCAGACGAUUGGCUUUUCAAAAUGUAUGAAGAGAAUGUUUCAAUUCAAAUGGAAGAAUCGCUGCCGCCAAUAGAGAUGGAACAACCAAACUUAGAUAUUGAUAUGCACUCAUUGGAUGAUACUUUUGAUGCUGAACAACUUGAACUUGCUACACGGUUAAGGGACUCUAUUGCAACUGAAAUGUGGAAUGACUAUAUCCAUUCGAUGUCUCCCGUGUAGAUUGAGUUAAAUGUUUUUUCGUGCCAUUGUAUUUGGCUAGGUUUGAAAUUUACUUAGUAUGCCUAGGAGGGUUUUAGUGUACAUUGGCAUUAUUUUGGUCAUACGAUAGAUGUAGCGAGAAAUUACAAUUUACUUUAUAGCUUCACCCAUUACUUUUAGAAAAUGGAUUAUGGUAAUCAAUUCUUGAAUGAUGGCUGGAAGAAUAAAACACUGUGCAUUUUUGUUUUGUUGAA
Prosopis cineraria is the source of this 1697-nucleotide messenger RNA. RefSeq lists its product as uncharacterized. The transcript is spliced from 4 exons. Lineage: Eukaryota; Viridiplantae; Streptophyta; Magnoliopsida; Fabales; Fabaceae. The record is from RefSeq and is a predicted model, not a curated record. Bases 289 to 1464 code for a protein of 391 amino acids.